AUGGCAAACAUUGAGAAGCUUAAGUUCCCGGCUCUCAGAAUAACUGGAGCAAACUACAUAGCAUGGAUCACCAAUGCGGAACUUUAUCUAGAGUCGAAAAAGUUAACCGACACCAUAAAAGAAGAAAAUGAAUCGUCUGCCCAUGAUAAGGCAACAGCGAUCAUUUUCCUGAGGAAACAUCUAGAAGAAAAUGUGACGCACGACUAUGCGCACAUAAAAGAUCCAGCAGAGCUCUGGCAAGCUCUUAAAGAAAGGUUUGACAACCAGAGGGAAAUAGACCUCCCCCAUGCUCUUGAAGAGUGGAAAAACUUGAGGUUUCAAGAUUUUGAAAAGGUUGAGGAUUAUAAUUUUGCUAUUCUGAGAAUUGUCUCACAACUGAAAUAUUGUGGUAAACCCGUCACCGAUGCAGAAAUGCUCGAAAAGACGUACCUUACAUUUCAUAAGGAACAUCGUAUCCUACAAGAAAUGUAUAGGAAUCGUGGGUAUACAAGAUUCUCUGAAUUGAUUGUGACACUCAUAUUAGCAGAGAAGAAUAAUGAACUUCUCAUCAGAAACCACAAUUCUCGACCUACGGGAACCAAAGCAUUUCCUGAAGCAAAUGCGAUGGUUAUAGGAAAACCAGAAAGGAAAAGUCAAACCAAUAAGGGUCGUGGCCGUCGAUUUAAUUGUGGACGAGGUAGGACUUACAACCCAAAAGGGAGGAACUCAUACAAGUGGGUUCGGUCUGAACAAACUUCAAAGGGGAAAGAACCCCAAACGAAUAUCACCCAGAAGCGUGAGGAUGUAUGUUACAGAUGCGGGUCCAAAGGACAUUGGUCUCGUACCUGUCGAACCCCUCCACAUCUUUGUAAGUUGUUCCAAGAGUCUGUCAAAGGCAAAGGGAAAGAAGUGAACCUCACGGAACACUUCGAGGGUACAUCAUACCUCGACUCCUCCGAAUUUGCGGAUGAUUUCGACGAGACCGCUGUAGCGGAUAACUGA
This is a messenger RNA of Eutrema salsugineum, 981 nucleotides long. RefSeq lists its product as uncharacterized. Gene Ontology annotation, molecular function: zinc ion binding; nucleic acid binding. The record is from RefSeq and is a predicted model, not a curated record. Lineage: Eukaryota; Viridiplantae; Streptophyta; Magnoliopsida; Brassicales; Brassicaceae. The coding region runs from base 1 to 981 and encodes 326 amino acids. The transcript has a single exon.